AUGGGCAGCAAAACCUUGCCAGCACCGGUGCCCAUCCACCCAUCCCUGCAGCUCACCAACUACUCCUUUCUUCAGGCAGUGAACGGCCUGCCAGCGGUGCCCUCGGACCACCUGCCCAACCUGUAUGGUUUCAGCGCACUGCACGCAGUGCACCUGCAUCAGUGGACGCUGGGCUACCCCGCCAUGCACUUGCCGCGGUCCUCUUUCUCCAAAGUGCCGGGAGCCGUGUCCAGCCUGGUGGACGCGCGUUUCCAGCUGCCUGCCUUCCCCUGGUUCCCUCAUGUCAUCCAGCCCAAGCCCGAGAUCACCGCUGGAGGCAGCGGCCCCGCGGCGCUCAAGACCAAGCCGCGCUUUGAUUUUGCCAACCUGGCCUUGGCUGCCACGCAAGAAGAUCCAUCAAAGCUUUGCCGGGGGGAGGGCCCUGGGUCCCCUGCCGGUGGGCUGGGCGCCCUCCUGGAUGUGACCAAGCUGUCCCCCGAAAAGAAGCCCACGAGGGGACGCCUGCCUUCCAAAACCAAGAAGGAGUUCGUCUGCAAAUUCUGUGGCCGCCACUUCACUAAAUCCUACAACCUCCUUAUCCACGAGCGGACACACACGGACGAGAGGCCCUACACGUGCGACAUCUGCCACAAAGCCUUCCGGAGGCAAGACCACCUACGAGACCACAGAUAUAUUCACUCCAAAGAGAAGCCUUUCAAGUGUCAAGAGUGUGGGAAAGGAUUCUGCCAGUCCAGGACUCUCGCUGUGCACAAGACGCUACACUCACAGGUGAAGGAGCUCAAAACCUCCAAGAUCAAAUGCUAA
Messenger RNA from Rangifer tarandus platyrhynchus (Svalbard reindeer), 804 nucleotides. NCBI's taxonomy places the organism in Eukaryota, Metazoa, Chordata, Mammalia, Artiodactyla, Cervidae. The record is from the annotation of a GenBank genome assembly.